Hemicordylus capensis (graceful crag lizard) is the source of this 2622-nucleotide messenger RNA. RefSeq names its product synapse differentiation inducing 1 (gene SYNDIG1). The transcript has 5 exons. The coding region runs from base 718 to 1485 and encodes 255 amino acids. Gene Ontology annotation, cellular component: intracellular membrane-bounded organelle; synaptic vesicle membrane; excitatory synapse. The record is from RefSeq and is a predicted model, not a curated record. Lineage: Eukaryota; Metazoa; Chordata; Lepidosauria; Squamata; Cordylidae. Gene Ontology annotation, biological process: positive regulation of synapse assembly; synaptic vesicle clustering.
UCCCCCUGUCAAGGCAGCUCGAGCCGCGAUUGCAGCCACGGCCGCAGGUCAGGAGCACGAGCUGCUUCGGAAUCCCGCUCUGGGCUGCAGCGCCCGACAUUCACUAGCUUGCAGCCUCCCCACCAUGCAAGGCGGGCGGAUGCUGCUGCUUCUUGCCCUGCGGCUGCCUUCAGACGCUCCGCGGAUUACGGCCACGCGGCGAAGGCUCGCCGGCCGCCGAGCGCCCCUUCUUGGCGCUGCCGCCACCACCGCUGGCUGCUGCGGCUCCUCCUCCUCCUCCGCUGCGCUCUGAUUUGUGCGCUCGUCCGGUUUGCGGGAAGCUCCGGCCAGGCGCUCUUGGCGCCGCAGCCUCGCCGCGCGCCGUCCCACGCUCGACGGCGGCACUUGAGGUCACCUUGCUGCUGCUCCUUCUUAGCCGAGACCGCUGGGGGACUGAGGCAGUUAGGAGAGUGAUUUGCUGAGGCCACCUGGAGGCUUUACACACGGGACUUCUGCCCCGAAUCUCCUUUGGGAGAGAGUGUGUGCGUUCACACACCAUCCAGACUUACCCCUGAACUCUUGACGAGAUCCUUGGAUCCACUCCACACACAAGUUGGGCUUUGUGAUGCAAAUUCUUGUUUAUCUCAAGGAAAAUGGGAUCAGUUAUUCCCCAUGUGAAAAUCCCUGCAGAAAUCCCAGUUUGAUGAGACUGUAGAGGAAGAGGAAAAGAAACACAGGAUGGAUGGCUUAGUUGAGGAGAAGAGUAUGCUUAAGCACGGUAAGGCUGCUGAUACCAAGAAGAGGAAUGGGUUAAUUAACACCAAGAAUUUGAUGACUGAGGGCAGGGAUGGCUUGGUGUCUGUGUACCCAACCCCCCACUAUCAGAGUCGGCAGAUUGGGACUCUCUACUCUCCAAGCUACUCCAGGAAUGACCCAGUGCAACAGCUCCUUGACCCUAAUACUCUACCACAGACACUGGAGUCCCGCUACCACCCAAACAUCAUCCUGUAUUCGGAGAGCAUGUUGCGAUCGUGGGGGGAGAGUGUGAGUGCAGAGUGCUGCGAAACAACCUUCAUUGAGGACAGGUCACCCACCAAAAACAGCUUGGAGUAUCCUGAUGGCAAAUUUGUCAGUCUGUCAACGGAUGAGAUUAAGAUUCAUACCCUCUCCUACGACGUGGAAGAAGAGGAUGACUUCCAGGAGCUAGAGAGCGAUUAUUCAAGUGAUACGGACAGUGAAGACCAUUUCCUUAUGAUGCCGCCCAGGGACCAUCUCGGGCUCAGUGUGUUCUCCAUGCUCUGUUGUUUCUGGCCACUGGGAAUUGCUGCCUUCUAUUUGUCACAUGAGACAAACAAAGCCAUUGCUAAAGGAGACUUCCACCAUGCAAGCUCCAGUUCACGGCGAGCCCUCUUCUUGGCUGUCCUAUCAAUCACCAUUGGAACAGGCAUAUAUGUCGGAGUUGCUGUGGCUCUCAUAGCCUACCUGUCCAAAAACAAUCACAUAUGAACUUCAAGAAAAUAUACAACUCAAGGAAGCCACAGGAGGCCAUAGCAUUUUAAAAAGCACCAGUUCUGAUGGUAAGAAGGGCUACUGUGGCUUUAUGAAAUCUGAAUUCUGAAGAAGAAAAUACUUGAUCUUUUCACCCCUUUGAAAGUCAAUAGUACUGUUGCAAGAAGCCAGAAAAUCCAGAAUCUUUCCAGAGAUCAAGAGCUCUCUUCCGAAUUAAUUUGUUUUGUAGCUCACUGCUGGUCUGAGCUGUGCUGAAGCUAGUGGGAACUCUGUCAGCUUUAUUUCUUUGAAUGUGGGACUCAUCUGUCAAAAGACAAGACACAUCUGAAUGUACAGAGCUUAAGACUGAUGGCCUUGCAGUUUGACAAUUAAGAAGAAACAGCCAGCACAGUGCAUUUGGAAAAAAACUCUGCAAAGUGGAUGUAAAAUAGGAAUAGCAUGGGCCUUUAAAAAAGGAGAGAUGAGUGUGUCUGUUCUAUCACACCCAAGGGUGGCCCAAUCAUGAGGCAAAUGGUUGCCUGGAGUGGUGGAUUUUGGAUAUAAUUAAGGAUAGCAGAGGGAGUGAGAGGAAUCUCAGUCAGGGAUUACAAUCUACCAGGAAGUUUCUCUAGCCUUUGCUGAAUUGAAAUGGACAGGAACUUCCGAAGAGUAGAAGAGUACUUUUGCACAGCUCUCAUUCAUUUAGUGUGAUGUACAGGAAAACCUCCUAGUGAACUGUUAAUUAGGGGAGAGAAUGGGGUUUAGAUUGUCAGUUGCUAAAGCUAAGCAUAUUGGGUUGGCCCUGACCACACCCAGAAAAUGACUUCCUCGCAAAGCAUGAAGCUCUUUCUGGCACUGUCUCCCUUACUGAAGAGGCUUAUUCAGCAGCUAACUAUAAGAAGCCAAUUUACCAAUUUCAUGGUAAGACCUGAAGUACCACACCGGAGCAUGCACUGGGACAGAAAGCUCUUAAAGGACAUUGGGAUACCAACCUGAUGGCAUAAGAACUCAUUCUUGGUUCAUGGACUGUCAGCUGAGCAAUGCUGCAACACAUUCCGCAUUCUCUACUAGCAACAACCCCCGAUAAAACAUGUUAGUGGGCAAAGUGCAUAUUGUAAAGAAUGUCAUUAAUAUUAAAAAUUGACUGAAAACAGA